AUGUCAAAACAAGCUGGGCCAUUAAAUCCCAAGACUACAAGCUAUGAGUUCAGUGGAAUUCCCGGAGUUCUAGCAAUCACUUUUGGGCUGCCAUUGGUGUGCGUUGUGCUCAACCAAAUGGUCCGUGUUGAUUACCACGUUACGGGCCUUUUUUCCAACUUCGACAUAGCAGAGCUGUGGAACCACAUUAAGCCAUUGAAGUGGUAUCUCACCAACCGUGAACUGUGGACCUACUACCUGACGUGGUUUGGUGGACUGGCAUUGUUCGACGUAACUCUGCCGGGCCGCAACGUGGAUGGCGUCGAGCUAAGAGAUGGCACUAAAUUGCGUUACAAAAUCAACGGAAUAGCUCUAACCACCACCCUAAUUGCGAUUUUGGGGAUCAGAUGGCAAUUGACCAAGGGCGCAAUGCCAGAAUUACAGUACUUGUACGACAACCAGACUGAUUUAUGCAUCAUUACAAUCAUCUUCUCGUUUUUAAUGUCGUUCUUUCUGUACGCUCUCAGCUUUGUUCCACUGAUGAAAAAAAAUGGAAAGGGCACCAAGGAGCGCGUUCUGUCCGUCAGCGGCAACUCGGGAAACAUCAUUUACGACUGGUUCAUCGGGCGCGAGUUGAACCCACGGUUAGGCCCUCUGGAUCUCAAGCUGUUCUGCGAGCUACGUCCAGGUUUGCUGCUAUGGUUUUUGAUCAAUGUGGCCUGUCUCCACCACCAUUACGUGCAGACGGGCGAAUUGAACAAUGCGAUUCUUUUCGUUACUUUGGCGCAGGGCUUUUAUGUCUUUGACGGUGUUUUGAACGAGGAAGGGUGUCUGACAAUGAUGGACAUCACCACUGAUGGCUUUGGCUACAUGUUGGCGUUUGGAGACUUGGCUUUGGUGCCAUUCACUUACACUUUACAGGCACGCUACUUGAGUGUCUCGCCCAUCACCUUUUCACGUCCAUAUUUGGCUUUCUUAAUUUCCAUUAUGGCCUUGGGCUACUACAUUUUCCAUUCUUCCAACAAGCAAAAGUCUGACUUCCGUCAGGGCAAGCUCACUCACCUCAAGAGUAUCGACACCAAGCGUGGCACCAAGCUCCUAUGUGACGGUUGGUGGGGGAUGUCCCAGCAUAUGAACUAUUUUGGUGACUGGCUGAUCUCGCUCAGCUGGUGUCUGGCCACCGGUUUCCAGACGCCCUUGACAUACUACUAUUCGUUGUAUUUUGCCACACUUCUGAUCCACCGCCAGCAGAGAGAUGAGCAUUUGUGCAAGAUAAAAUAUGGAGAUGACUGGAAGAAGUACGAGUCUGCAGUCCCUUACAAGAUUGUGCCGUACGUUUACUAG
Molecule: messenger RNA, 1323 nt
Organism: Lachancea meyersii CBS 8951
Lineage: Eukaryota; Fungi; Ascomycota; Saccharomycetes; Saccharomycetales; Saccharomycetaceae
Source: the annotation of a GenBank genome assembly